UGUGAAUAUUCAUGGUUAGUUAAUUUCAACACACGUACAGCACGCAGUUUGCCCCUGAUUUUGAACCUGAUUGUGUCGAAAAUAGAGCUAAGUCAAUUAAUUAAUAAAAUAAAACUUUUAUGGAUCCAAAUUCAACAAAUAUAUAAAUAAACAAAGUGUCAAUCCCGACGAGAUUAAGCACCUACCUACACCUUGUACUUGAAGAUAACGCUAAAAAACGGUGAUAUGCAAAAAAAAUGACUUUGUGAGCUGUGAAGCUUGAACUUGGUGAACAUUUAAUUUCAAAUGUUCGUUGUGAGAAUAUUGGUUACAGUUGCUAAAGGUAUGCCAAAUGUCUGUUAAACCAAAUAUUGAACUUGGCUUCAUUGGACGCAAUGAAAUCAACGAUGCUAUCGAUCCAGAUGAACACCGCGAGAUAACAAAAGACCGUGAGAUAAGCCAAGGUGACGGUUACCAAAAGUGUUACACAUUUGAAGAGGCAAUUCGAGUUGCAGGCCAUGGAAGAUUUCAUUAUUUCGCUUUAUUGGUCACCGGUACGUCGAUGGUGGCAUUAGUCGGUGAAUUAAUUGGAAUUGGCUAUUCGGGACCGGCUGCAAAAUGUGAUAUGAAAUUUACAACAUCACAGCAGGGCGUUCUGAAUUCCAUUGCGUUUCUCGGCUUCGUUUGCAGCUCGCAUCUGUGGGGCUUUCUCUCGGACACAUGGGGUCGGCAGAGAUCAUUGCGUCUGGCUCUGAUAAGCACAUUCACUUUUUCGGCAAUGUCUAGCCUUUCCAUAUCGAUUGCAAUGCUAAUAACGACGAGAUUUUUUGUCGGAUUUUGUAUUGCAGGAAUACAGUCGUCGGCGCUACCAUUUUUAGGUGAACUUCAUAGUAAUCAAACUAGGGCUAGAGCUGUAACGUUUGCCACUAUGUGCAUGACUUUAGCGGUUUUACUGAUGUCACUAAUAUCAUGGGCUAUAAUGCCAAUGAAGUGGUCUAUUCCAUUGGGAUUCAUAACGUACACUCCGUGGCGUUUGAAUAUUUUGUGCUGUGGCUCUAUCAGUUUGCUGGGGUUUUUGAUGCUUGGAUUUUUGCCAGAGAGUCCAAAGUUUCUACUAUCACUGGGAAAGGAACAGGCGACCAUAGACGUUUUAAAACGAAUUCACCGUGUCAACAAUAGGUCAUUACGAACAAAUGCAGCAUAUCCUGUAAUGUCAAUUCAAAGGGAAUCAAUUGGAAAUGAACUGGCGAGCACUAAUUUCAAAAAUGUUAUAAAAUUGAUCUGGGAUCAGUCGUGGCCUUUAUUUGUAGGAUCGCAUCUCAAGAAUAUGUUGCUACUUUCAUAUCUUGCGGCUGUACUAUAUGGUAUCUCACAUGGCUUGAAUAUGUGGCUACCACAUAUUUACAAUGUGCUGAUCGACUACGUCGACGAGAGUAUAACUGUAUGUGAUGUGAUUCAUAGCACUAUGGGUAAGGCGAGUCAGUCUGAAAUUGUGGCCAUUGAAUCCGGAAAUAAUGCUAGCAUUGCUGCAACAGUAACAGAAUGUUCGAAUAUAGGAAAUUCUUUAACAUUUAUAAUGAUGCUGUUUUUCGGCAUUUACUUAAUAUUGGUAUACGUAGCAGUUGGCAUUUUUAUCAAAUGGAUUACGAUCAAAACAAUCACAGCCGUUGGAUUACUCUCUUCGACUAUUUGCGGUGUAGCAUUAAUUUGGUCGUACAAUUUUUACGUUUCGUAUGUAUUGCUGUCUGUACUGUUAAGUUGCGCAAAUUUUGCUAGUUUGCUGGGUGGUUUGUGUCAGGAUCUCUUUCCAACGCAGUACAAAUCCAUGGCAGUUUGCUUUAUUUUUAUGUUCGGGAGAAUCGGAAGUGUGGCAGGAAGUAAUUUGAUCGGACUUUUAAUUACUACCAAUUGUACGCUUGUCUUGAUCAUCUAUGGAUGUCUGUUGAGCAGUUGCGUGAUUCUAUGUCUGUUGUUUUUGAAAACGCCGUCGUCAAAGUGAUGCUGUCCGAGGAAAAUUAUUGAAUUUUUAUGAUACAUUUCGGGAGAUUAAAUAUAUGCUCAAAUCUAUAACACAAUGAAAUUUUAUUAC
Molecule: messenger RNA, 2068 nt
Organism: Bradysia coprophila
Lineage: Eukaryota; Metazoa; Arthropoda; Insecta; Diptera; Sciaridae
Cellular component (GO): membrane
Source: RefSeq, a predicted model, not a curated record